GAAAACUAAGAAUCCGAGAGGGGCUUCGGGGAAAAAAAGGGUUUAAGGCCUAAGUUUAAGAGCGCUCUCUCUCUUCUCUCGAACUUUCUUUGGGGCUGUUCCGAUUGGAGAAGAUUUCUCCAUACUGAGAACGAUUUUAACGGCUGCGUCGACUGGGAGCAAAACCUAGAAAAGCAAAAGCUAUGGCGAUUAUCUCUGAGUUACCCGAGGAAAGCACCAGCAGCAGACCCUCCACGGUUUCGUUCAGUGCGAGCUUCGAUCCAUCGAACCCUCUUGGGUUUGUGGAGAAAGUUCUCGACUUUCUCGGGAAAGAGAGCGAUUUUCUCAGGAAAGAGACAGCGGAGAAGGAGGUCGUGGCCGCCGUGAGGGCGGCGAAGGAGAGGCUGAGGGAGGCGGAGAAGAAGCCGGAGAAGGCUGAGGAGAAGUCGGCGAUACCGGAGGAGAAGCAGGCGAGUGCUUCGAACGCGGAGCCCAUGGAGGUGGAGAAGCCGAAGGAGGAGCAGAAGGAUGAAUCUGGUCCUAGAGUUCCAAACAAAGGCAACGGCCUUGAUUUUGAUAACUACUCGUGGAUCCAGACCCUCCAGGAGGUCACGGUUAACAUUCCUGUCCCUAGCGGCACUAAAGCGAGGUUCAUCGUCUGUGAGAUCAAGAAGAACCACCUGAAAGUUGGUCUGAAAGGACAGCCUCCAAUUAUAGAUGGGGAACUUUACCGUCCCGUGAAGCCUGAUGACUGCUACUGGAACAUUGAGGAUCAAAAGGUUAUUUCAGUUUUCUUGACAAAACAUGAUCAGAUGGAAUGGUGGAAAUGUCUUGUGAAAGGGGAGCCUGAGGUUGACACUCAGAAAGUUGAACCAGAGAGCAGCAAGUUAUCUGACCUUGACCCCGAAACUAGGCAGACCGUCGAGAAAAUGAUGUUUGAUCAAAGGCAGAAACAGAUGGGACUCCCGACGAGCGAUGAGUUGCAGAAGCAAGAGAUCCUCAAGAAAUUCAUGGCCGAGCACCCGGAAAUGGACUUCUCGAAUGCAAAAAUCGCUUGAUCCUCGGAUUAUGACGACUGACUCUCCUCCCCCUAGGCCAUGGCAUGGAGGUCGUCUUUCUUUUUGUCAUGCAUUUGAUAGUUAAAAGACAGAUUUCGUUCUAUAUAUUAUGCAAUCUCAAGAUGUUCAUGUCGAAUUUUGGGCACAUCCUGUGUGUUGUUUAUUGGUCGGUUUAGAUUUUUGGUUUGGUUCGGUUUGGCAAUCGCACUUCUUGGUUUGAUAACCGUGAAGGCUUAAAACAUAUUACAUAUGUACA
Messenger RNA from Tarenaya hassleriana, 1293 nucleotides. Its product is annotated as protein BOBBER 1-like. Gene Ontology annotation, biological process: protein folding. The record is from RefSeq and is a predicted model, not a curated record. Gene Ontology annotation, cellular component: cytoplasm. NCBI's taxonomy places the organism in Eukaryota, Viridiplantae, Streptophyta, Magnoliopsida, Brassicales, Cleomaceae. The transcript is spliced from 6 exons. Bases 183 to 1037 code for a protein of 284 amino acids.